Molecule: messenger RNA, 6618 nt
Organism: Oncorhynchus nerka (sockeye salmon)
Lineage: Eukaryota; Metazoa; Chordata; Actinopteri; Salmoniformes; Salmonidae
Gene: bicd1a
Product: bicaudal D homolog 1a
Biological process (GO): positive regulation of receptor-mediated endocytosis
Molecular function (GO): dynein complex binding; cytoskeletal adaptor activity; dynein intermediate chain binding
Source: RefSeq, a predicted model, not a curated record
ACGUGUAAUGACGUCACGGGAGAACGGAUGGAAGCAAUUUCGUGGACCACUUUGCCUCAUAAUAAUCGAGAGAUGGCGUCCUGUACCCAGUGAAUAAGCAAAAAAUAUCUUAAAGAAUUGACGAAGAGAUACUCUAAUGGCAUUUAUCAUUAGGCUACGAACACUGUUGAAGUAGGCUAAUAAUAACAAUAAUCUUUCACUGAUAGAAAGAGCAUUUAUUUUGGUGCUGUUCUGCAAUAGCCUAUUCCACCUGGUUUCCCCAGAUUUAACAGGGGGUGGGUUCCGCGGCGUUUGUUUCAGCAUCCUCCAGCCUCCGCCUCUGUGUAGGCUAUCCAACGCGAGGACGGCGAAACUGGAGACAGGGAGAGAGGGCGAUGGCUGCCGGUGGAGGAUGCGGGGAGACUGUGGAUCAGUACCGGGCGGAGGUCGAGCGGCUCACCCAGGAACUUGCGGAUGCGAACAGAGAGAAGAUCAGGGCGGCAGAAUGCGGUCUUGUUGUGUUGGAAGAGAACCAGACUUUGAAGCAGCAGUAUGCCGAUUUGGAAUCGGAGCAGGAGACGCUGAAGCAGGAGUUGGAACAAUUACAAGAGGCGUUUGGCCAGGCCUACUCCAACCAGCGUAAAGUGGCGGAGGACGGCGAGAGCAACGAGGAGUCACUGCUGCAGGAGUCAGCGUCUAAGGAGGCCUACUACAUGGGCCGGCUGCUGGAGUUGCAGACUGAGCUGAAGCUGAGCCGCUCGGUGGCGUCCAACGCGUCCAACGAGAGCGAGAGGCUCAACGCCGUGCUGCAGGAGAACAGCGAAAGUAAUGAGGUGCUGGAGUUGCAGCGGAGCCGGAUGAGGGAGGAGAUCAGGGAGUGUAAAUUCAGAGAGGCCCGUCUCCUACAGGACUACACCGAGCUGGAGGAGGAGAACAUCACCCUCCAGAAACUAGUGUCCACACUCAAACAGAACCAGGUGGAAUAUGAGGGUCUGAAGCAUGAGAUCAAGGUUCUGGAGGAGGAGACUGUGCUGCUGAACAGCCAGCUGGAGGACGCUCUGCGUCUGAAGGACAUCUCUCAGUCCCAGCUAGAGGAGGCCCUGGAUGCCCUGAAGAUCGAGAGGGAGCAGAAGAACAGCCUGAGGAAGGAGCUGGCCCACCACAUCACCCUCAGCGACAGUGUAUAUGGGGCCGGAGCCCACCUGGCACUCACCGCCACGGUCGACGGGCUCAAGUUUGCCACAGAAGAGGUUGGGAGUAAUGGUACAGCCAUGCCCAAUGGCACCAAUGGGAAUGAGGAUAGUAACAGCGACUGUAACGGCCACCUGGGACUGGUUAAGGUGAACGGCGACUACCGGCUGCCCAGGAAGGGGGAAGGGCUGCACGGUCCUGUGUCAGACCUCUUCAGCGAGCUCAACCUGUCUGAGAUACAGAAACUCAAACAGCAGCUCCUUCAGGUGGAGCGUGAGAAGUCCAGCCUCCUGAUGAACCUGCAGGAGGCCCAGACCCAGCUGCAGCACACGCAGGGUGCCCUGACCGAGCAGCACGAGUGUGUCCACCGCCUCACCGAGCGCGUCAACGCUAUGAAGCGCCUCCACAGUGACAAGGAGAUGGCCGACGCCCAGGAGUCUGAGACGCACGACAGGUUGCCCGCGCCCGGUUGCCACGACUAUGUGGUGAACAUCCACGGGAUGGAGAUUUUGGAGUGUAAGUACAAGGUGGCGGUAACCGAGGUGAUCGACCUAAAGGCGGAGCUAAAAGCUCUGAAGGAGAAAUCUAACCAUUGUGUAGAGGGCCAGGGGGAGGAGUGGAGCAGCAGCGAUGGGAAGGUCCAAGCUCUGGACGAGCAGGUCAAACGGCUGGAGAAGAGCUGCCGCGAGGCCCGCGACAAGGUGGCGCGUUUGGAGGCGGAACUACAGGCGGCGACGGGCGUGGCCACGGAGAGCCACGACAUGCUGAACAGAGCGCAGGACGAGCUGGUGACAUUCAGCGAGGAGCUGGCCCAGCUCUACCACCACGUGUGUCUCUGCAACAAUGAGACGCCCAACCGCGUCAUGCUGGACUACUACCGUCAGAGCCGUAACACCCGCAACGGCAGCCUCAAGGGCUCUGAGGACCCCCGGGCACUACUCUCCCCCCGCCUGGCUAGACGCCUCGCCGCCGUAAACGCUGGGCUCUCAGAGGCCCCCCGGAGCCCCAUGGACUCGCCCUCCAAAGCCCCCAGUGGGGACAACGGGACAACAGGGAGGGAGUCCCCAGCACCAGGCAGUCAGGGGAACCCCAUCCGCACCCCUAUUGGCUCCCCGGUCAUCAACAGCUCCAACGGCUCUCCCUCCUCCUCUUCCGUCCCUCCCGAGGCGGGCGGAGACCUGCGUAAGGAGCCCAUGAACAUCUACAACCUGAACGCCAUCAUCAGGGAUCAGAUCAAACACCUGCAGAGAGCCGUGGACCGCUCCCUCCAGCUGUCUCGACAGAGGGCAGCCGCCCGAGAGCUGGCCCCCUUGUUCGACAAGGACAAGGAGGCCUGCAUGGAGGAAAUCCUCAAGCUUAAGUCCCUCCUCAGCACCAAGAGGGAGCAGAUUGCCACGCUCAGGCUGGUGCUCAAAGCCAACAAACAGACUGCAGAGGGGGCGCUGGCUAAUCUAAAGAGCAAGUAUGAGAAUGAGAAGUGCAUGGUGACAGAGACCAUGAUGAAGCUGAGGAACGAGCUGAAGGCUCUGAAGGAGGACGCCGCCACCUUCUCCUCUCUCAGGGCCAUGUUCGCCACCAGGUGUGAUGAGUAUGUGACUCAGCUGGAUGAGAUGCAGAGACAGCUGGCUGCGGCGGAGGAUGAGAAGAAGACCCUGAACUCCCUGCUCCGUAUGGCCAUCCAACAGAAGCUGGCCCUGACCCAACGCCUGGAGGACCUGGAGUUUGACACCGAGCAGACCCGGGACCGCGGCCGCGGCGCCAAGGUGCCCAAGAUCAAGAGCAGCCCGCCCAAAGUAAGUCGACGAGCCGCCCUCACAGCUCCCCCCAGCCCCACCAUGAUACACAGCCCUUCUUCCACCUGCUCCCACACCUUCAACACCUCCCUGACCCUCUGCAGCCCUCCCUCCCUGGAGCUGCCCCUCUCCUCCAACCCCUGGUCGGCCUCAGACGGAGGCACUUCCCAGACCUCAUCCCUGGUAUCCUCUCUGCCUCCCCUGGGUCACCCCCAGUGGUCCCUGGGCACUCAGACCUUCAUCAUUGACCCAGAGUCGCUGAGUUUAGAGUGUUGUCGACUCGUUAACAGUCGAGACUCCAGUCCGCACUCUCCUAGCUCCGCCCCCGUGUCUCCUUACCGCUCACCCAUUCCUAAGACUUGGCAACACUUGUCGCCGGGGUCGGUCAGAACUCGUACCCAAAAAGACGCACCUCGCCCCUCUGCUCUGGUCACAUCUCCCAGCAACCCAGUCCCUCACGCCUACAGUUCCAAGAUGCCCUAGUCCAAGUGGGUGGGUGGGACACAGGGAGGAGGACAGACUGGUUUCCUGUUUCCAGUGUCUGGCUUGACCUAUGACUAUGCAGUACUGUGACAUUCUUCUCAGGAAUUGGCUAUGAGAAGGAGCCCAACACAGCUUGUUCCAUCUGUAGACAAUAAUCAAGUCUGUUUAUAGUUUUGGGCUCAUUUCUGUAAAUGAAGGGAUUUAGGGAAGAAAUGAAAUAUAUGUUAGAAAUAUACCAGUAAAUGUGACAUUUUUAUGACAAAUAAAGUUGAGUUUUAGUAAUUUUUCUGAUGAUUUGUUAUGCAUAAUGAGCUAAGAUGGAGUGAAGGAUACUUCUACAUUUUGGAGAUAUUUGAUUCCGUAUGACAUACGUUUUUACUUCCUCUCUUGGCACAUAAACUGUAAGCUUUUAGAGUAGAAGUGAAGUGCUGUAGCCUAGUCCUCAUAUCAUACAACCUAAUUAUUGUCCAAUAUUUUCCAUUGUUAGGCAAUUGAAUUCCCCUGUUGUUGUCAUUGCCUAUGUUAAUUAUUCACUUUGUAUAAUCAAAGUCUGUUUGUAGUCAAUAUACACAUUGCUUUUUCCGACCAUCCAUAAACUGUGCGCAGAGCUACACUGUUACUCUGUUCUGUGUGUCUCAUUGGGCGCCACCCAGUGGAUGAUUUACACAGUUGAAACACAGACACUAAUAGCCAUUGGAAUUCCUCAGUCUAUCCCAGGGAUGGGCAAUGCAGACCCGCAAGCAACUCGGGCCCCCGCCCCCACCAAAGUUGCUCAUCUCUGGUCUAUCUAUCCCUAUGAAUGUUUGACACAGAAAAUUUAAAGCCUGGUUGAAAUCUCAGGGAAUCUUUGUUUGUAAAGCAGAGAAAGGCACCGUAUCUAUUUCUCUAUGGUAGGCUUCUUUACUAUGUAGGCUGCCUUACAGUACCUCUCUGACACAGUCUAGAAAUGAAACCGUUUUGAUGACUCUACAAAUCAUAUUAUAAUUCAGGUCAUCAAAAUAGACGCGGUAAAGGGGUCAAUGGAACUUGAUCAAAACAAUGGAAUUGCCAUGGAAACGCGUGGGGAAAGAUCCAGGGGUUCUCCUCGUUGUAUUUCACACUAUGUUGAGGUAAAAAUCGGAGUAUAAUGUUUGUAUGAAUGUCAACACCAACACAUGUCAUCGUUACCAAUCAACUGCGUUCCAGUUAAAAACAGCGUUGACUGCCAUCAACGAUUUCUGUAUGAUAGCUACAUGUAUGCUACUAGCUCAUACAAACGGGAGUUAGCAUUUAGCAGUCACUUCCUCUUAACCCUGAAGAGGGACAACUUCUACAUGUUAUGCAGCAAAAACAGCCAAAUAUAUCCAAAUUGGACUUAAGUAACCACAUUGUGGGCUGUUACAAUACAUAAAUCAUGACGGAUUUGACUAAUAUCCACUUUGUUAAAUCAGAUUUGUUGAAUGUGGGCCAAUCUGGUCAACGUUGACUCCUUUGCCGCGUCUUAUGAUUUUAAGGAAUCGUUCUAGUUUGAUUAACAUGUUCAAGCCAUGAUAAUAACAUGACUCUUGAAUUGUCAUCAAAUCUGGAGCAAAAAGCAUUUGACAGAAGUCCCUUCCACAAGUCUACAGCCCUAUUCAGUGCCACAAUCAAUUGCCCUUUCUCUACACUAUACUACGUACAGCAUACUAUAGCAUGACAUCAUUGUGUCCUUAGAGUCUAUUAUUAAUAUAGAAAACCGUGAAACCGUGUGUGUGUGUGUGUGAGUGAGUGAGUGAGAGAGAGAAACUGAGUGAUUGAUCUAUGAUGCUUUUUCUGUCAAUGUUGAUAGCUUUUUGUUGUGGCAUGCAUGUGACUUUGAUCAGUCAGAUCCAGGAGGAAGAAUAUACAUGGUUUAUAUGCAGAUAUACCAUUCAGAGCAGCAUGGAAACCAGUGUGACCUCCUCUCUGUGACACUCUAACCACCUACCCAGACCUACUACGCUGAUAACACACCCUGAAAAUAACACCCUGAAAAGAACACCCAAGCAGUUCAAAGCAACCCUAUGCACAUGCCAUGUAGUGCCUGCAGAUGGCAGUGUCUUAACAAUUCCCAAUGAGUUAUUCCUGUCAAAUGCUGUUUGGCCCUCAUGUCCCUACCAUGGAUAACAAGUUAAAUUACACUCACCUCUCUGUGGUUAUUAGCUUUUGGCUCCUACAGUGGUCAAAUGUUUUUAUAGACACAAUCUGAGGUGAAGAAUGUCCAUGUACAUUCAGGUCCAAUCCCUAUAGGAUAACAUGGGUUGCACUUUGACUCUAUAAAAUAAAAACCCAAGACUGCAGGGUCAUUCAUUCAUUAAUGUGUUACAAUUGUGUAUGAUAUUAUCACUUAUCUGAUCUAAAAAUGCUGCUUCGUUUGUAGCCCAUAGGCGUACAUGAGCAGCAGUUAAUUGCUCCGUGUGACAGUCGCCAUUACGUUUUUGUUUGUUUGUAUGUCUCUUUUUUGGUGCAGCACAGAAAAAUACAGUACUGGAUUUGAAACUGUGCGUAAAUGUUCUAUGUGUGUCUGUGUUUUUCCCCUUAGCAGUGCUGUCCAUCCUCCUCGAAGGAUGGACAGAGGAAUGCCUUGUCAGUUGGGUCAGACGAGGCUGGUUUUGAAUAACGAGCAGUCUUUCAGUGAUACACAAGUACUUUAUUGGCCUUGGAAAAUGAACAGCGAGCUCCCUUUCUCCUGCUAUCUCUCUCUCUCUUUCUCUCUCUCUCUCUCUCUCUCUCUCUCUCUCUCUCUCUCAUAGAAACAUAAACAACUUCUCUCACACAAUAUUAACUACUGUGGUAUGUCAGGCGGUAGAAAGCACAAAUCAUUUACUUUCUAGGCAAAUAAAUCAGAAGAAAAAACUUAAGAGUGCGCAGAUUGUAUUAACUCAAAUGAACUGUAUUACAGUAAGAUAUUAACUUGCAGAAUGUGAUAUUACAGUCAAAUGAAAGUGAUUAAAAGCAUGACUACUAAAAGCAUAAUCACUACAAUGCUCUAAUGUUAUACUCUGAAAGAGUAAAAGGUUCCACAACCGACGUCCUCUCCUCGGACAUGUUGAGUUACUACGUGACGAGUCCUGUGUGUCUCUUUGUCCCUGACAAGUCUUUCCUCCCGUCUUGUUGCACCCAUGUCUUUGUCUGUCCCACUAACCCUGACUGUCACCACUCUGUAUAUCUGUCU